AUGAAUCAAAUUACUAACACUUCAAACAACAUCACUACUAAUAGUUACUUAUCGACAAUGCCAUCGAUAAUGCGGUGUCGACUGAAAACAGGUGUUACCGGUUUCGGGUUUACUGUCAAGUCCCGGGCAACAGCACCGACACUGUCGGUAAGUGAACUUCACCGUAACGGCGAGGCCGAAAAGUCAGGACUCAUACGUCCAGGCGAUCUUAUACUGAGGAUCAACGAUCGCGAUGUCUCCCAGUGCUCGUAUAGCGAAGCCUACGAGAUCCUACUGUCGGCUCAACGUGACUCACAGUCGGCAUCGUUUGUAGUGCGGGCACCGAUCGGCUAUACAACCCGACUGGAAACUACGUUCGCAGCUGACGGAACUCCGCGAACAGUUAGAGUUACCGAAAAAAUUAUCCGAAAGUCGACGACCAAAGAAAAUGAGUCGCCAUCGGUGGACACAUACUCGCGUGUUCAACAACAGGCGCUGACAUCGUCACCGCUGCGACAGCCGACCAACCGAUUGGUCAACUGUUCGUCGCCGACAACCGGCGCUCAGGUUUUUCCUAAGAGAGGAAAUAUCAGUAAUAAGGAGACAUCAAAUUUGACAAAAUCUCCAGAAACUACUACUACUACUACUUUUACCAAUACUACUACCACUAUCUGUAACUCGACGAGUGAUAGUAUUGUUAAGUCAUUACCUCAGGAACAGCAUAAUUACUGUCCCAACGAUGCACAGUAA
Molecule: messenger RNA, 729 nt
Organism: Oppia nitens
Lineage: Eukaryota; Metazoa; Arthropoda; Arachnida; Sarcoptiformes; Oppiidae
Product: nitric oxide synthase, brain-like
Exons: 1
Coding region: 1-729 (242 amino acids)
Molecular function (GO): protein binding
Source: RefSeq, a predicted model, not a curated record